AUGAAGUUCAAUAAACUGGUUACGUCCUCCAGAAGGAAAAACAGGAAGAGGCAUUUCAGCGCACCUUCCCACAUUCGAAGAGUUCUUAUGUCCUCACCUCUGUCGAAGGAACUUAGACAGAAGUUCAAUGUGAAGUCAAUGCCCAUCCGUAAAGACGACGAAGUACAGGUUGUACGUGGUCACUAUAAAGGACAACAAGUUGGCAAAGUAGUGCAGGUGUACAGAAAGAAGUUUGUUGUAUACAUUGAGAGGAUUCAGAGAGAAAAAGCCAAUGGAGCCAGUGUAUAUGUCGGCAUUCACCCUUCAAAGUGUGUUAUCGUUAAACUGAAAAUGAACAAAGAUCGUAAGUCCAUCUUAGACCGUAGAGCGAAGGGCAGAUUGGCGGCACUUGGCAAAGACAAGGGCAAAUACACUGAGGAGACUGCAACAGCAGUUGAGACCUCGUAA
Pieris macdunnoughi is the source of this 447-nucleotide messenger RNA. The record is from the annotation of a GenBank genome assembly. Lineage: Eukaryota; Metazoa; Arthropoda; Insecta; Lepidoptera; Pieridae.